UGACGGGUUAUGCAAAGAAUCGAGGUAAGCCAGGAGUUAAAUGGUUCAAUAGAUUCUUAAAAGACUAUAAUUUAAUUCCUAAACAUUUACGUAAAAUAGGGGCAGUCUACGGUGCUGUAGUACAUGGAGCUAAAAAUCCAGCUCAUCUAAUGACAAUUGCUAGAGAAUGUCUAAGACAUUCAAGUGACAACCACACUUCUCCAGUUCAAAAUUAUGUUGUAGUAAAUUAUCGCAAACUAGCCCUCAUUAAAAUCGCAUAUUCAUAUCCCAACUUAAAACAUCUCAAUAUUCGUAAUAAUAAAGAAAUAACUGAUAUUUCCAUUUCUGAGAUUGCACGAUCAUGUUAUAAUAUGAAGUAUCUAAAUAUUUCCUAUUGUAAAAACAUUACCGAUAAAUCUAUUUAUGAGAUUGCAGAAUC
This is a messenger RNA of Racocetra fulgida, 418 nucleotides long. Lineage: Eukaryota; Fungi; Glomeromycota; Glomeromycetes; Diversisporales; Gigasporaceae. The record is from the annotation of a GenBank genome assembly.